UGUGUGUAUGUGUUUGUCUGUGUGUGUGAUGCUCAGCCUGUAUCAUGCACUUUCCCAGUGUCGCUGCUUUUGUAAGGAUUGGGAGCAGCUCAUAUUAAUGAACUCAGGGAGGAGAGAGAGAAGAAGCGUGUGAACUGACUGCUGCUUCCCUCCCCACUCUGCCCAGAUCUCUCCUUCUCCUGUGUAUUUCCUCUUUAUUCUCCUACUCUGGACACUGGGACUGAUUAAUUAAUCAUGCUACGGCUGCUGUUAAUGUAUUUAUGUGGAGCAGAGAGUGCCACAGGCUUCAACGUUAAGGUAGUGGGUGAGAGUGAAUGAGCUCCCUAAAAAUUUUUGGUUCUUCUGCACCUGAUCUGGUCUCUUGUCUGGGAUGCAGGGAGACACUUUCUGAGCUCAGCUUUGCUCCAUUUCCAUGGCUCUGUCAGAGAUGUUUCUGGAAAAAAAACUCAGUCUUCUGAUCGUCUCAUCAACAUUCCUUAGAUCACAGAUGCACCGUUAUUCAUUAGUCAAACCCAGCAGUUUUUGGAAAUAACUGCUCCAUUUCUUUCUACAUGGCCUUUCUACAUGUCUUCGUUCUUCUUCUACUGACUCAAGGUCAGGCUUUCCCAAUCGAGUACACCUUGCUUAAGAAUGCUUCCACAUUAGAGGCAGCAUACCUAGAAAUAGGAGAAUUCAGCAAUACAAGUGAACAAUACUCUGCACAAGCCCAUCCUUUAGGUACAAGUCGUCAAAUACCCCAAACAAUAAUUGUAGGAGUCCGAAAAGGAGGGACCAGAGCUUUACUUGAGAUGUUGGACAUCCAUCCUAACAUUGUGGUAGCUGCAACUGAAGUCCAUUUCUUUGACUGGGAUGAAAACUAUGUGAAAGGAAUUGAAUGGUACAGGAGUUUAAUGCCAUUCUCCUAUGAAAAUCAAAUUACCAUUGAGAAGACACCAGGCUAUUUUACUGCACCACAAACACCAGAAAGGAUACAUGAGAUGAACAGUUCUAUUAAGCUUCUUCUGAUUCUGAGAGAUCCCACUGAGAGGGUUAUUUCAGACUAUACCCAAGUAUAUUAUAAUAGACUGGAAAAUCACAAGCCUGUGCAGGCAUUUGAGGACAUAGUCAUUAAAAAUGGUGCCCUUAAUACCAAAUAUAAAGCCAUCCAGAGAAGCUUAUAUGAUCUGCAUAUGGAGAGAUGGCUCAAAUUUUUUACGCUGGAUCAGAUUCAUAUAGUGGAUGGCAAUAACUUAAUCAAGAGUCCACUUACAGAAUUACAGAAGGUUGAGAGAUUUUUGAACCUUCCUCCGAGAAUCGUAUCUUCAAACUUCUAUUUUAAUCAGACUAAGGGAUUUUACUGCAUUCGAAGUGAUGGGAGAGAGAGAUGUUUGCACGAGUCGAAAGGUCGUCCUCAUCCAGUGGUCAAUGAAACUGUCCUAGAACAACUUUACUUGUACUUCAGAGAACAUAACAGAAAAUUUUACAAAAUGGUCAAUCAGUCAUUCGACUGGCACUGAUGUUUGUGAUACUGCAGGAUUUAAUAUAUUAAACUAGCUUAAAAAUGCUAUGAUUUCCAUUUAGAGAAGAAAAAAAAUGUGUUCACAACGUUUUCAAGAAUUGUUGACGAACAGAUUAUUUGAUGAAAGGCAUUUAUGGGUCCACUUAGUUUUAUGAAGUCACACUCCUGCAUUUAAAAAUGACCAUGACAAAGAAACACAAAUUUUAGACAAUUGUACAUAUAUUAAACCAACUCAUUAACUUGAUCAAUUUCCUUUGAUACGUCUUGUGUAUUAAAAAAAAAAAAUAAUAAUAAUAAUACGGGCCUUGAUAUUGGCAUUAUCUUUGCUACAAUAAAAAGGUUUCAUAUAUGAAAACAUAAAAUAGAUGGAAAUUGUAAAAAGAUUAAUUUUGCACAAUUAUUGAUUAUGUUCUGUGUAAUGGUGUAUAUUUACUAAACAGUGAAUUGGGGUAAGUAUUUUUCAAAAUGUAGGCUAACAUUGCAGAGGUGAAAAAAAAAAUAUCCCACUUAUCUAUAGCCUCAACUUAGCUAUUUGGGUGUAAAAUUAUCAAACUAAAUUAUUGAUACAUCGCAAUUCUUUGUUUAGUUAAUAACCAUUUUGUCUUUAAAAAUUAAAAAAGAAGUCACUAGUUUUUGUUGCAUUCCUUUAAAUGACUAAAUGUUUUCAGUACAGAUAUUCUGAUUAAGUAAUAAAAUGUGAAAUAAUUUUGUAAAGAAUACAUGUAU
Pelobates fuscus (common spadefoot toad) is the source of this 2224-nucleotide messenger RNA. Its product is annotated as heparan sulfate glucosamine 3-O-sulfotransferase 1-like. The transcript has 2 exons. Gene Ontology annotation, molecular function: [heparan sulfate]-glucosamine 3-sulfotransferase activity. The record is from RefSeq and is a predicted model, not a curated record. NCBI's taxonomy places the organism in Eukaryota, Metazoa, Chordata, Amphibia, Anura, Pelobatidae. Bases 552 to 1496 code for a protein of 314 amino acids.